UUUGUUUAACGGCCGUCUGCGGGGCUUGUUCCUCUGUCGUCGGGCAGCAGGCGCUUCAAUAAGCUGAAUAAACGAAGCGUUGUACGCCAUGGCAUUCUUUGGUUUAACAGAUCUGGGCUACCAGAACCCAAUAGGCGACAAAAUGAUUACUGAUGGCCGCGGAGCGUCUCUACGUCCGGAUGGCAGUGUCAAAGCAGAAGUGCCUGUUUCGCUUCAGAGACUACAGGGACCCCCCGGAUUUACAGAUGCCAACAUUGUCCAGCCUCUUCCUUACAGCACUGACAUACACAAAGGGAGUCACUGCCGAUACCGAGAGAUGCUCAAACGCGCUUCAGCCCCAAGAUCUCCUAACCAGCUCUACAUAAUGCCUCUGACGGACAACCAGCAGUAUGGAUGGUCCGUUUCCAAAAUCCCUGAACCAUGGACUCAAGUGAAGCGGUUUCCCAGAAAGAACAGUGAGAUGUCCAAGUUUGUUAAUGAUAUGUCAAUGACAGACCGGGAGUUCAGCCUAUUCUGAUGGCUCUCAUCAUUCAUAGUCACAUACCACACCUUUACCUGAACAUCAACACGUCAAACGCAGCAUCGGUGUCGAUGUGAAUGUCUGAGAUUAAACCGAUAACUCUUGAACUUCUGGAGAUUUGCAUGCUUCAUUUGAUCGAUUCCGGCAUUAAUGGUUAUUCUUAUUUCUAUGAAUUGACUUAUACUGUAAGCCUUGGAAGUUAAAAGUUGUAUACAGAGAUACACAAGCAGCAAAUAAAAGAACAAACUGGCACAUAUAAGCUGAAACUGAGCUUAAAAUGAGCAGUUGUGAACGUGGUCUAAUACUUUUAAAAAGGUAUUUUCUUGUCAAAAGUCCUGAAAUUUCCCUUAGCUGUCUAGCCUUCUACGAAGGACACAACGCAGUCAUGCUGAGGCAUGUGGAGUCCACUUUCAGGUUCAUCAUGGAUUUUCCUGUGGAUAUCUUCCAAGCCACAACUUACAUGCCAAAUAAAGCGAUGUGUCUGCACAGUAACCUGACAAGUCUGUUCAUUUGAAUUACAGUUACGUAGACGAUCAGCACGUUUUUGAUCUGAUCAAACUUGUGGGAUUCUGUCACUGGUCUUUGGACUGUUAAAAUACACUGAUGUUAUCUUUUA
Menidia menidia (Atlantic silverside) is the source of this 1136-nucleotide messenger RNA. The record is from the annotation of a GenBank genome assembly. Lineage: Eukaryota; Metazoa; Chordata; Actinopteri; Atheriniformes; Atherinopsidae.